AUAAAUUCAGGCGGACUCCUGAGUCACUAGGGGAAUAUUAUACUGGAGACAAAAUUUCAGAUUUUAGAAUGUCAGCUCCAGUUCUUGAAUGUUAGCAGCAAGGAAAAAGGAAAUAAGGGUAUUCAAUGCACAUGGAGGAUGCUUAUCUGCUCAGACUGACAGAUGCAUUUAGGCUACUUGCGCACUGCUCCAUCUGUCUCCUCUCAUCUUGUGGAAAGGAACUUGUUCGUGUACAUCAAAGGAACCCUACUAGAGAAGACAGCGACUUAUCAUUUCUAAGUGAUUAUUCCAAUAAACCAAGCUCAUGCCUUGAGUUAAUAGACAGCCAUUUCCUAAUUUGCAAUUAGGAAGCUUUUUGUGUGUUGACAAACUGUGUUAGGCUCCAGCGCGCAGAUGACCCUAAGAGAGACAGAGGCACCAAAACAGCCAGGAGACACUGAGGCUCGUCACGUGUUGUUUGUCCCUCCCGGAGUCCUUCUUGACUCCAUAGCGAUUUAUAAUCAGACGGCGAAUCACGGGAGCAGCCCACGAUGCCGACGCGCGCCAUGCAAGCGCACACCCAGUCCGGCAGUGCCUGGGAUUGGGUGGAGGGAGUGGUGGCUGCGGACGGAGUCACAGGAUUGGUAGAGUUCAGCGCCAAACUUGUUGACUCAUAACGGAGCAGCUCCUCACCAUCCUUCACGGCGCGGAGCUGUCCAAGGCCAGUGGUGCUGAAACUGCCAGCUUCCGACGCGCCGUUGGAAUAAUUCCGUCGUUUUUCCCUCCGGUUUGUUUGCUCCCACCAAGCCUUUUAAAGUUACCUGAUCUUGUGCAGCACUUCCAGACGUUUGGUUUAAGCGUCGGAUAUUUAUCCACCGUCACCGCUCUAUCCAAGAGCGCACCAAACCUUCAACUUCUUCUCCGAUCAUAUAGAGAACUCUCCGAGGCGCAGCCAUGGCUUUCAUGGUAAAACACGUGGUGGGAGGACAGCUGAAGAACCUGACAGGCGGACUGACGGAGGAGAAACCCGAGGGGGAGAAAACAGAAGCUGCGGCGCAGGGGAUGACUCAAGAGGAAUUUGAACAAUAUCAACAACAAUUAGAGGAGGAAAAACAAGAACGAGAAGCCAGUUUUGCCCAGAAGAAAGCUGAGAGAGCCACAGUUAGAAGUCAUUUCCGGGAAAAGUACAGGCUACCAAAGAAUGAGAUGGACGAGACCCAGAUCCAGCAGGCGGGGGACGAUGUGGUGUUGCCCACAGAGCUGGCCAAGAUGAUUGCUGAGGACAACCAAGAGGAAACGCACAAGCAGUCGGUGCUGGGCCAGCUGUCCAACAUCCAGAAUGUGGACAUCGACCAGCUGAAAGACAAAGCCCAGGCCACAUUGGAAGACCUCAAAAAGCAGACGGAGAAUUGCAGUCUCAUGUGAUUUGGCUAAAUCUUAAGUCCCAGAAGAUUAGAGUUUUUCUGUAUUUUUCUGAGGCAGAGCUGCUCCGGAGGUAGAAAUAUUCUUAUUGCUUGUGUGGAAUGUCAGUUCAGUUGGCGUCACAUAAUAACAGGUUUCCUAUCUGUGCAAAGUUAGACAGAGGCCGUGCAGAAAAAGAAAGUGAAAGAAGCGUAUAUAAAAUCUGGGGCUCAAAAAAAAAGAUUCUAGCCAUAGUGUCAUGGGUGAUCUAGUUUAGUUAGCUUUCCUGUUGACCAUCAGAUAUCCUGAAAGUCAUGUCAUUCAUUUUGUUAUUGAAAUUAGCUAACUUGCACUCUGAAAGACUGCAAUUCAACCAAUGAGAUUAUUUCUGCCUUCAGAGCACCUCCUCCUCGGAGAAAUAUGCGUCUAUUAAAUCCUUUUACUCAUUUACCCUUUUCAUUCCCCCAACCUCCCACACUCCUUGUACCUCACAAGACCAGUGACAACACAACAUGAUUCUGCAGCAGAGGCCUCAGGUGUGUGUGUGUGUGUGUGUGUGUGUGUGUGUGUGUGUGUGUGUGUGUGUGUGUGUGUGUGUGUGUGUGUGUGUGUGUGUGUGUGCGUGUGUGUGCAGGUUUUCAUUGCUUCCAAACACACAGCAGAGGAUUUCACUGACAAACACGCGUACCUUUAACAAGAGAAGAUCACUGAAAUCAGCUGCUUGGUCAGAAUGAAAACACACGGCUGACGCUGGCUCAUGUGAGGAGGCCAUAUGUGUGUUAUGUUGAAUUUGGGCAAUUAUGGAAAACUGGUUAAGGGAAAAUGAAAAUGCAGGAGCCAUUUGUGGGGUUGUUCAUAUUCCACAUACAAAAUCUUACAAAUGGGCAAUAUUAGGAACAAAUGAGGUAGAUUUUUGUCAUAAGUAGCUUACUGAUGUUGGCCCCCUGGAGCCCUGAUGAAAGCUCCCUGUGAGCUGCAUUAAUCUUAGUUUUGACAUAUCAUUAUUAAAGCUUUUAUCAGAGGGGCUUUUUCCCAUACUUCAGUGUGCCUUGGACGUCCAUACAAGGCUGUCUUCUCUAGACCUCCAACAUCUAGCUACUUAUUGCAAAGACAGGACCUUCUUGUUUGUUUCUGCAGGAGGCUUUAAGUUUGAUUAAAAGCAACAAGGAAUUUGUGAGCAGGCGGAAAUGAUGUCUUACUUGAGGGCAGAAUAGAUUUGCUGUCUUUUGUCUGUUGUAAGUACAGUUAAGUUUGUACAAUAACUGUUCUCACACGUCUAACAUACAUAGGGAUGAUCCUGCUGAGGUAAAAAAAAGAAAAGCUGCUCAGAUGAGAGAAAUGUAAAUGCUUAGUCAUACGCUAAAGCCUUUGUUGAAAACACUCACAAAAAUGUUGAACUGUGUAACUGCUGUGUGAGCAUAAGUCACACAUAUAUUUGUGUUGUGUAAGAUGUAGAUGUAUCUGCUGCUUGCCUAUACUGUUGGCAGCGCGUCGUUCUUCACUUGGUUUUCAUCAACUCGCUGCGUCUUGUAGUGUUGUCGACUGUCACAUGACCUUUGACCUGUCCUCCAUCUCUAUGACCCCCGCGUGUGGUGCCGUUUUGUGCUGGUGGAUUCGUGUUGUUUAGCUGGUGUGAUAUGUCAAGUGGUGUCUUAAUAAAAACUUCGUCCUGUGGCAGAGAGUGCUGGUCAUAGUGUUACACAGCGAGUUACGGUGGGCUUACUGCGUAACUCGCUAUUCUGUCUAUGUUGUUUUCUAGCCAAGCUAAGUGAAGGUGGGUGGUGAACCAAGAGGGGAUGUUGUUGAUGUUGUGUUACAUUCAUAUACGCCAGUGUCUGAUUCCUGUGAUGGUCCUACUGCCACAACGUGUUUUUCUGGGUACUUUAUGAUUAUAAAAGUUUUCCUUUUACACGUGCGCAUUUUAUUUUAGAGGAAAAGUGGGCAAAAAUGCAUUGACUGUUUUCUCUAAGGUGAGUGGUAAUUUCCUUGCUGUAGGUGCCACACUACCGCUGAAUGAAAACUUAGGCAACACUUGCCGUGCUUAUUGUCAUGUGAUAGAUAAACAGUAUAUUCGUGACAUUUCAAUAAUAUAAUGCAGAGAAAAAGUUGCAAUAAGUCCUUUUAUAACAGAGCUACUACAAUCUGUUGUGUCCGAUCAUAAGACAAUAUUAAUGGGUGGAACAGAAGCCAUAAAGCAAACUGUUUGCUUUGUAUGAGUGUGUGUGAUUUAAAAUAAUAGUUCAAUAACUCAAUAAUAAUAAUAAUAAUAAUAAUAAUAAAUGUAAUUUAUUCUGUUAUGAUUCUGUGGAACAGAUUUUUCAGGAAAUGGCUGCCAUGACACACAGUUUCUUCUCGUUCUUUGGCUGUUUCUUUGUUUCACAGUAUCUCUAUCAUUCUGUCUCUGAAAGUAUUUCAGUGAUUUUUUGAGUUCCAACUGCAAUAAACUCAUUUUUAGGAUAA
This is a messenger RNA of Micropterus salmoides (largemouth bass), 3840 nucleotides long. RefSeq names its product complexin 3b (gene cplx3b). The transcript is spliced from 3 exons. The record is from RefSeq and is a predicted model, not a curated record. Gene Ontology annotation, cellular component: terminal bouton; SNARE complex. NCBI's taxonomy places the organism in Eukaryota, Metazoa, Chordata, Actinopteri, Centrarchiformes, Centrarchidae. Gene Ontology annotation, biological process: regulation of neurotransmitter secretion; neurotransmitter transport; synaptic vesicle exocytosis. Gene Ontology annotation, molecular function: syntaxin binding. Bases 934 to 1404 code for a protein of 156 amino acids.